This is a messenger RNA of Trichomonas vaginalis G3, 476 nucleotides long. RefSeq lists its product as uncharacterized. The transcript has a single exon. The record is from RefSeq and is a predicted model, not a curated record. Lineage: Eukaryota; Parabasalia; Trichomonadida; Trichomonadidae. The annotation marks the transcript as partial.
AUGACAAACUUAGAAAACAUCUGUGGCAAGUUUAACUCCUCAAUUGAGAAUAUGAAACUUAUAGUUUGCAAUGAACUUCAAAGUAUAGAUACAACAAAAGUUUUGAACUCAGAUGCUUUGAAGAGUCUUAUAACAGACAAAGUUGGAGUUGUUGAAAGAAAGUAUAAAGACCAAAGAGUUUGUGAAAAUGUUGCAAACUUCAUUAUGGUUUCAAACAAUGCUGUUCCGAUGAAGUUAGAAAGUUCUGACAGAAGAUAUGUAGUUGUCAGAACGUCAGAUUCUCAUAUGCAAGAUACAGAAUAUUUUGACGACUUAGCAGAAACUUUGACAUCUGACUUUUACAACCACUUGUUCUCAUAUUUCAUGACAUUAGAUAUUUCUAAGUUCAAUCCAAGACAAAUUCCACAUACCGAAGAGAGACAAACAUUGUUAGAAGCAAACAAGAGUGUAUAUGAACUGUUCAUAGAUGAAACUGA